Trypanosoma grayi is the source of this 1338-nucleotide messenger RNA. Its product is annotated as hydrolase-like protein. The coding region runs from base 1 to 1338 and encodes 445 amino acids. The transcript has a single exon. Lineage: Eukaryota; Euglenozoa; Kinetoplastea; Trypanosomatida; Trypanosomatidae. The record is from RefSeq and is a predicted model, not a curated record.
AUGGUGGCGGGGUGUGUGGGGCGCCAGAGUCCAUCGCCGCCCACCUCUGUGCGGACUCGCGUGGGGGCAGAUGCGGGUGGCGAACCUGUGAAGGGGCAGACAGUAAUAUCUGAGGAGAAGUUUGCGGAUGUUGGUGUCUGUGCAAGCACCGGCGUCCCUAUUCGGAUCUGCUACCAGACGUUUGGGCGGCCCGACGCGGCGGGCGGUGCUGUUCUUCUUGUGAUGGGUCUCAUCUCCCCGUCGCUGCUGUGGGAUGGGAAGUUCUGCGCAUGCCUCGCGGCGCGUGGGUACUAUGUCAUUCGCUACGACAACCGCGACAUUGGACGAAGCACGUUUCUUACGAGCCAGAAUGUUGCAUCGUCGUCGACAACAACAACAAAGGGAACCGCUUCUUAUGCCUCCUUUUCUUCUUCUUCUACCGCUGCUGCUGCCGCUCCAGGGGUGAUGGACGAAGGGGAGGAUGAAGGCGAGGUGUGGGAGGGCGGGCCCCGCGUCGCCCCGCUGAGGCGCUCCUGGUUCGGCUUGUUGGACAGCGCGCCCGCUCUCUACGCGCGACUGGCUUACGUGAGCCUCGUACCGGGGCGCCAUCGGAUCUUCCGCGAGGCCUACACGCUUCAAGACAUGGCGAAGGAUGCAGUUGGACUACUCGACGCGCUGCACAUUGCGCGGGCCCACGUAGUGGGUAUGUGCAUGGGCGGCAUGAUUGCGCAGAUCAUGGCGUUUCGGUACCCGGCACGCGUUGCGAGUCUUGCGCUCAUGUCAACGCACAGCAGCUCCCCGCAGACGGUGUGGCCGUCACUGCGUGAGGGGCUGGCGCUAGCGAACUCCGCCGCACAAGUCGCGCGCAACGGCUUUGCGGUGCCGCUCUCUUUACGCGGACGCAAUGGGCGAGCACAGCCGUCACGGCAAGAUGAAGAUGCGCUGGUGCAGAUGCUGGUGUCCCUGUUUGAGCGCUUUGCUGGUGGGGCAGGGUCAGCGUAUCCCAUUGAUUGCGAGGCGUGCGAGCGGCAGCUGCGUCGAAUAGUGCGCCGCAGCUCUGACUUCAGCGGCGCUGUUCGGCAGUACGUCGCGCUGCUGAACGCACCGAGCCGUGUGCCAGAGCUGCGGCGCCUUCACGUGCCCACCACGGUGCUGCACGGGACCAAUGACCCGAUUGUGCCGUACGCCAACGGGCAGCAGCUAGCGGGUAUUAUUCCAAACGCAAAGCUCGUGACCUUCUGUGGACUCGGCCACACCCUGCACCCGGCCCUGCGUCAGCGGAUCGUGACGGCGCUGGUGCGGAAUAUGCAGUUGUCAAAGGCCACAAAGGCAGAACAUGUAGGAGAUGCAAAACUCUGA